AUGACACUUAUACAACCGCGAACGGCGACCACUACGGCCGAAGGCUCCGCUGAAGAGCGCUCGUUCGCGUACUUCCGCAGAAAUACUUCUGCACAGUUCGCCGCUCCUUUUGGCAACGAGUUCUGGGAGUCUCUGGUCUUACAGAUUGGAGAGCGGGAGCGAUGCGUGAAGCAAGCCAUCGUGGCGCUGGGCGCUUUGCAUGAGUCUUUCAUGGAAGAGCAUCUGGUACCACAUCUUCGGUCUCCACUACCCCCAUACCCGCUGCAUAAGCCGAGCUGGAAUCUUACCAAUCUAGCUACUAAAUCAUACACCUCUGCCCUCCGUGGAUUGAAAGAAUACAUACUGCCUGGUACGUUUGCUGGCUUGCACAUCCCCCUGCUCUGUUGCAUCCUCUUCACCUCGUUCGAAUGGCUCCGAGGCUCUUAUGCGGCUGCAACAACACACCUCAAAUCCGGCCUGUACAUCUUACGUCAAUGGUCGUCCUCAGCGUCAACGAAUACGCCAACGGCACACUUCAUUCGCAAACAACUAGCGCCCAUGUUCGUUCGGCUUAGCAUUCAAGCACGCACCUUCUCACAGGACAUCGUCCCUGUACCCUGGCUCUCCAACGGCCUUAUUGCUCCCCUCGCCGCAGAUGUUAUCCAAAAAGAUGAAGAGCACAUCCGCGCCGCACGCAACGCGCUCGAUGUUCUGUGCGGCGAAGUCUACCUCGAUUCUUCUAGCCAGAAUUUGUUCUCCAGAGACUUUAAUAUAAGUCAGCCCGCCUCAUUCGACUUCUCCUUACGCCUCGGAAAGUGGUUGACAGAGUAUCACGAGCAUCUCUUGCCGCUAUCGUCACCACCACCGGAUGAUUCACGCCCUGAGAACGUCAACCUGACGCUAUGGUACACGAUACUUAGUCUAUUGCAGGCCACAAGCUGGAUUGCUGAUCCCAUGGCGCUCGACAAGUAUACGGCGCAGUUUAGACAGAUAGUCGAUCUGGCUAGGCUCCUCUCAUGGUCAAGCAGUUCGCCUCCUCUAAUCCCGCGUGAACAUAGAGCGAAUUCGGAGGUGCUAGGCUCGUCUCGGUUUCGCAUCGAUAUGGAGAUUGUGCCCAUGCUAUAUCAUGUUGCAAGCAAGUGUCGACACCCCGCUCUUCGACGAGAAGCCAUCGUCUUACUACGCAGCGGUGCGAGCCGGGAAGGACUUUGGGAUGGAUGGGCUGCUGCAACACUCGCUGAAGAUAUCAUGACCACCGAAGAAGAGGGAUCUAAUGGGGCAGAGAUGUGUGGGCCGGAGGGUAUACCUCAAGGGCAGCGUGUGAUCAAGUUGGAAGAGGUGACGGAUCUACAGGCUCGCACAACGAGAGUGCGAUUUCAGAAGUUCGGAGAGGAUGAUUACGGGAAGUGGAAGACAUUGACGUGGUGA
Molecule: messenger RNA, 1407 nt
Organism: Didymosphaeria variabile
Lineage: Eukaryota; Fungi; Ascomycota; Dothideomycetes; Pleosporales; Didymosphaeriaceae
Exons: 2
Coding region: 1-1407 (468 amino acids)
Source: RefSeq, a predicted model, not a curated record